Messenger RNA from Papaver somniferum (opium poppy), 918 nucleotides. RefSeq lists its product as uncharacterized. The record is from RefSeq and is a predicted model, not a curated record. Lineage: Eukaryota; Viridiplantae; Streptophyta; Magnoliopsida; Ranunculales; Papaveraceae. The transcript is spliced from 4 exons. Bases 117 to 599 code for a protein of 160 amino acids.
CGUUACGUUCAAUGAAAAUCACAGACAUUCUGCCGAUUUACUCCACGGGAGAGAGACACUCUAAAAUCCGAAUCUGAAAUUUUAAAAUUCAAAACCCUAAUUUUCCUUUCUCUAGAAUGGAGAUUGCUUUUGCUAUUUCUUCCCCAACUCCUGUACUUAAAGCGUCUCUAGAUAACUACUCAAAAUUUCAGCUCAAAGGACGAGAUUACAGCAAAGGAAAUCAUUCCAGUUCUCAGAAAAGAUCAAUUUCUUUCUCUACUACGAAUUUGGCGGGUUCGUGUUCAAUAGGGGAUGUGCACAGAACUAGGAGCAGUCUUGAGUCCUUAUUCUGUUAUGAUAAACCCAUACCAGAGGAGAUAAUUGAGAAACCAAUUGGGUUGUCGGUCGAGGAGAAAGAAAUCGGACGAAAUCCUCCUUGUAAUGACUGCCAAGCCAAAGGGGCAAUCCUCUGUGCCACCUGCUCAGGUUCCGGCUUAUAUGUUGACUCUGUAAUGGAGUGUCUAGGAAUUAUGGUUAAAGUUCGAUGCCUGGGUUGUGGAGGAACUGGCAACAUCAUGUGUUCAGAUUGUGGAGGACGAGGUCAUCUUGGAGUUAACUGACGUGGUUCCAUUUGAAGAGAAACUAGUUUGCCGAGGCAACACAUGCUACUUUAUGCUUUUACAGUUGGCUCAUCUUUCCCCUUUUUUGGGCAAAAGUUCAAUAUCAAAGAUAUACCAAAAACUGAUCAUAGAUAAGGACUUGGCAAUAUUAGUCUCAAGUCUUUCAACACCAAUUUGAUGAUGCUCAGGUUCUUGGAUUCUAAAAGGUCGACAGCUUUAAUAAGUUUGAACCGUAUCUUGUUUGAGAUUCUGAACAAACGGCAUUUUCUUAGUAUGUACUGUUUACAUUUUAUGGUAAAAGAAACUGUUGACGCUGUUA